Cotesia glomerata is the source of this 1468-nucleotide messenger RNA. RefSeq names its product dnaJ homolog subfamily C member 22 (gene wus). The coding region runs from base 273 to 1409 and encodes 378 amino acids. The transcript has 6 exons. NCBI's taxonomy places the organism in Eukaryota, Metazoa, Arthropoda, Insecta, Hymenoptera, Braconidae. Gene Ontology annotation, cellular component: early endosome; plasma membrane. Gene Ontology annotation, biological process: endocytosis. The record is from RefSeq and is a predicted model, not a curated record.
GCUCAUGGUCAAGAUCAAGGUAUGAGUAUAUAAACCGGUGGAAAUGGAAGGAAGAAAAUAUAUUUUAAAGAAAUAAGUAGAAGAGAGGGAAAAGGAAUCCUCUGUAAUGAAUCCACGUCAGGUAUAUUCCCGUUAUUUCUCAGGUACUGACGUGUGUUUACGGUUGCAGUUUACCUGUGCUGUAGUUUAACGGACGCACAGCCAUUAAUGAAGUAAGAAGAGGUGAGAUACAGUUUACUACUCUCCUUAUAUACUAUAUUUUCUCAGCAAAAAUGGAGCUGACAAACGGAACAAAGAAGACGAGUAACAAAGUACAUUCAAACGGAACAAUUGUACCAGAAAAAAAAUUAAAAUCAAAAUUCUGGGCCUACUUCUGGUGGGUGUUUGGCGGGAUAUUUGGAGCACACCACCUGUACCUAGGUCGUGACGCGCAUGCUUUUAUAUGGUUAACGACUCUAGGAGGGUACUUUGGGAUCGGUUGGCUAAGAGAUUUGCUAAGAAUUUCUACGUACGUCGAUGACGUUAAUAAUCAUCCGCAUUUCGUUGAAAGCUUCAAGCUUGCAGUCAGGCACAAUAAAAAGCCAACGUUUUCGACUGUGAGAUUCAUCGGUGCUUUGAUAGUCGGAUACUUCUGGGGCUUGUUACUCUGGUCAGCAAUUCCUCAGGAUGAAAUUCACGGGUACAAUUUACGGCCUUUGAUGAUCUUUGUGCCUCUAGCAGUCGCUCUAGGUGUGUGGGUGAUAGGAAACAUCGGUCGGGAGCAAGGGUCUCUCUGGCUGACUCUGGCGUGCUCGUACUUGAUGUACCCGACACUCUACUACAUCGGCGAUGACAGCACCUGGCUGAGCUUGAUGGUCGUUGUAGAUGCUCUAGUUUUCGACACUUUCAGCAAGCAAUGGAGACUCAAGCCUCGGGAAAAAAAAUCGGUGGGAAAACGGGUAAUUACUUUUUCUCUGGCUCUUGCAUUGUACUUGGCGCUCUGGACGAGCUACUUCUACUUCAAUGCUGUUGUUACUGACAGCGAAGGGGAAGAAAUAAAAUUAUCUGAGGCUGUUAAACAUUUUUUUACUUCUCCGAUGUGGUUGGAUUUAAAAACAACUCUAUGGGCUACAUGGGAGCAAGUGAAGAAUCAAGGAUUCUGGGCAACAUGGCAACAAUUAGUAGACAUGUCAGAUUUACGUGGAGAAAUGAACGCGUACAAAGUUUUAGAACUUUCUCAAACAGCGUCAGAAAGUGAGAUCACAACUAAAUGGCGAAUGUUAUCCAAAGAACAUCAUCCCGACAAAGUAAAGGGCUCUGAGGAAGAGCGUAGGGCCGCGCAAAAUCGAUUCAUGGAAAUCCAAGAGGCCUACGAAAUCCUCUCGAGCAAAAAGAACCGACGGCAACGUAAAAAUCGUCGGAACGGAUGAUUUUAAUAAUAGUCUUUCUCAAUCAUGUCUUUCCAUUAAAUCAAUAGUCUUCAAUUCAA